This is a messenger RNA of Pocillopora damicornis (cauliflower coral), 2517 nucleotides long. RefSeq names its product disintegrin and metalloproteinase domain-containing protein 10. Gene Ontology annotation, molecular function: metalloendopeptidase activity. Lineage: Eukaryota; Metazoa; Cnidaria; Anthozoa; Scleractinia; Pocilloporidae. Gene Ontology annotation, biological process: Notch signaling pathway; membrane protein ectodomain proteolysis. The record is from RefSeq and is a predicted model, not a curated record. Gene Ontology annotation, cellular component: plasma membrane.
GUCAUGGGUCACUUGAUAAACGGACGAUUUGAUGGAAGUUUCUUUGCAUUUGGUGAAACUUUUCAUUUGGAGCCUAUCGAACGGUAUACUCACUUCAAGACAUCCUUUCAUUCAAUCAUUUUCCCCGCCACAAGUGUCAAGUUUAAUUUCUCCAAAAUCGAAAGAAAAAUGGCCCGCUUUAAAGAUCUUAAAAAAUUGAAGAGCCAGAUUACCAGUAAACGAGUUCGCCACAGCGACCCCAGUAGCUCCAAUCUCAACACAUGUACUGUUUACCUUGCCGCAGACCAUAUAUUCUUUAAGGAAGUGGGCUCGGGUUCUGAAAGAGUCACAGUUGCAGAGAUGGUGUAUCACGUGGCAAUGGCUGAUAAGAUAUUCAGGGGAACAGACUUCAACCAAGAUGGCGGGCCUGGAGAUGGAAUUGGAUUUGUCGUAGCCGCUGUCACUGUGUUUAAAGAUGCGCAAGCGGAAGGUUCCUUGGAAAGCCCAGAAGAUAUCAGUAUGAUGUCAUACCUUAUCAAAUGGAGCGAGAUUGAUCAUGACGACUACUGCUUAGCUUUGCUCUUCACAAACAGAGACUUCCCCGGCGGGGCUCUGGGGCUAGCGUGGAUUGCGGACUCUGAUCACAUGAGCUCCGGAGGUAUAUGCUCCACGAGGAUGUUCUUUGAUGAAAAAGAAGAGGCAAUGUACCUAAAUACAGCAGUAGUAACGCUAUUAAACUAUGGAGCUCGAGUACCGAGGAAGGCCUCAGUUAUUACAGUAGCGCACGAAUUGGGUCACGGCUUUGGAUCUGAGCAUGAUCCAGCUACGGCCCAAUGCUCCCCAGGAGGAAGAGCGGGUAACUUCAUCAUGUAUCCAAAAGCAACCGACGGAAAUGAACCCAACAAUUAUCUGUUCUCUUCCUGUAGCAAGCACGAUAUAUCUUCUAUUAUCUCUUUUAGAGGACCACAAUGUUUUAUCGCUCAUAAUAACGGGUCGUAUUGUGGCAAUAAAAUCGUAGAAGAGAAUGAAGAUUGUGACUGUGGAAGUCCAGAAGAAUGUUCCAUAGUCGACAAGUGUUGUGUGGCACGAAAUGACGCCUUGAAAGUACCUGGAUGUACAAUCCAGCCGGGGAAACAGUGUAGUAACGUGGCAGGAAAAUGUUGCACAGAGGAUUGUACUUUUGUCUCAGCAUCUCAAGGACUCGUUUGUCAAGCCGAAACAGAAUGCAGUAAAAUUUCUAUUUGCGAUGGUCAGAAUGGGCGUUGUCCCCAGGCUGAGUUAAAACCUUACAAUGUAACAUGCAAUGCAGGGUCGAACACGUGUCAGGAGGGUGCUUGUAUUGGUUCAAUAUGUGAACUGUAUGGGACCAACGAGUGUGAAUGUCAUCAGAACAGAGAAGAAAUGUGCCAUGUCUGCUGUAACAGCAGUUAUGGAGUUUGCAUAUCCGUUCAGCAUUUCCUGGGUCGAGUCAUCGUUAAACGUCCCGGCAGCACUUGCAAGCGUCACCAAGGUUACUGCGACACGUAUGGUUUGUGCGUCACUGUGGACAGUGAGGAUCAAAUCAACACACUCAGGGAUGCUUUUAAGAGAUUUUUCUCCAAGGAAACUACGAGUGACCUAUGGAGCUGGAUAAAAAGAGAAUGGUAUUAUGUGGUGGUUAUAAUCGUUGGCAUAUGCCUGAUUGUGAUUCUCCUAAAGUUCACUUCCCACGGAGGAACUCCUCUGCUAAGUGCAGAAAGAAGAGCAGUCUUACGAAACAUAGCUCGCAAUCAUCUUGCCAAUCAACAUAUAAGAACUCGCCAAUUGUCUGAUGAUGAAUUUCAAGAUACAACUGAGGGAGGAGACCUUGGUGACGGAAGUAGAAGUAGCUUGCAGCAACAUUUGCAGUCUUUAUUCCCAGAAGCAACAAGCCGUGACUUGCAGGAAGCCAUCCGGAUCUGUUCUUCUGAGCAGGAUGUGAUAAACCAUCUUCUCAGUCAAGGCAACACACUGAAAACAUAGUUAAACCCGCAGGUAAUUUUCGUGUACUUCGUAGUGAGAAGGCACAACUUUUGUUAAAUCCGUCGAGUUUAUUGUAACCCUUGAAAGUGUCACGCUGCAAAGACCAGACACAGCUGAUGGAGGAGGCGAAUAACAUUGAACGCAAUUACACCGCUCCGACUCAAUAAUGAACAUUUCUUCUAUCCAUCGCUACUCGCAAGCCUGUGAAAAUCUCAAGGCUUUUGUUAUCAGCUGUGAUUCCUGAAAUAAACCCCAGUUAUUCUUUUAAGCAGGUCUACCACCUUCAUUAUUUAAACUCAUAGAGCGCGCAAAAUCCCCAGCAACUAAGGUUACGCUUGUGCCAUGCUGAUUUUUUCAACGACUUGCAACAAUGGUCUCUCAAUCUACAAAGGAUUUAUUAAGCACUACUGACAAACUGUUUCUUUCUUUCGCUUUUCAGAUGCCAUGUCUUCCUAAAGACAAAAAAAAACGUCCUCAGGCUCAAGCAGUUACAGCACCAAAAACAUUUUAUUAUUGUUUCAAGGGAAGAUGUAAACC